AUGCAUCAGCUGCUCGCCGUGACCUCAGCGCUGGUGGCGCUCUGCUGUCUGGGGAGCGUGGAUUCUUCAGCCUACGACAAGAUCGUCACCCACAGUCGCAUUCGGGCCCGGACUGAAGGGCCCAACGUGUGUGCUCUGCAGCAGGUCCUGGGCACCCAGAAGAAAUACUUCAGCACGUGCAGGAACUGGUACAAACGCUCCAUCUGCGGCAAGAAGGCGACAGCCCUAUAUGAGUGCUGUCCUGGGUACAUGAAGCUGGAGGGUAUGAAAGGAUGUCCUGCAGUGGCUCCCAUCGACCACGUGUAUGGUACGCUGGGGCUCGUAGGGGCUACAACCACACAGCAGUACGCCGACAUUUCCGAGCUGAGAGCGGAAAUUGAAGGCCAAGGCUCCUUCACCCUGUUUGCACCGAGCAAUGAAGCCUGGGACCAGCUCGACCCUUCUGUGCGGUCUGCACUGGUGAGCAACGUGAACAUCGAGCUGUACAACGCUCUUCACUUCCACAUGGUGAACCGACGUCUUCUGACAAAAGGGAUGAAGGACGGCAUGACUGUAAAUUCCAUGUACAACGACCUGGGGCUCCACAUCAACCACUAUUCAAAUGGGGUUGUGACAGUGAACUGUGCCAGAAUCAUCCACGGUAACCAGGUGGCCACAAACGGCGUGGUGCAUGUGAUCGAUAGGGUCAUCAGCGCCGUGGGCAGAACCAUCAAGGAUGUCCUGGACGUCGACGAUGACCUCUCCUCCUUCAACGCUGCAGCGUUGGCUUCUGGUAUGAUGGACAAGCUGGACCAGCCGGGACAGUUCACCCUGUUCGCACCCACCAACGCAGCCUUUGACAAACUGAACGCAGGCUACCUGGAGCGUAUCAUGGACAACAAGGAUGUUAUUGCAGCCCUGGUGAACUACCACCUGCUGAAGACUGUCCAGUGCUCCGAGGCGAUCACGGCCGGAUCGGUGUAUGAGACGGAAGAAGGCAGCAACAUAGAGAUCGGCUGCGACGGUGACAGUCUGACGGUGAACGGCAUCAAGAUGGUGCUGAAGAAGGACAUCGUCACCACCAACGGCGUCAUCCACCUCAUCGACCAGGUGCUCAUCCCAGACUCAGCCAAGGAAGUGAUGGAGCUGAUGGGAGAGACACAGAGUGUGUUCACCGACAUGGUGUCCGAGCUGGGAUUAGCCGCCGCCAUGCGUCCGGAGACAGAAUACACGCUGCUUGCUCCAGUCAACGGAGCCUUCACCAAUGAGGUGAUGUCAACAGAUCAGAAUCUGCUGAGGUACAUCUUGGAAAACCACAUCCUGAAGCUGAAAGUCUCACUGAGCGAGCUCUACAACGGACAGCUGCUGGAAACACUGGCUGGCCAUUUCCUCCGGGUCUUCAUCUACCGCACUGCUGUGUGCAUAGAAAAUGCCUGCAUGGUGCGCGGCAGUAAGGAGGGAAGCAACGGGGCCGUCCAUCUUAUGAACUCUCUCAUCCAACCGGCCAAGAAGACCAUGUACGAGCUCCUGAUUGCUGACGGACGCUUCGAGAUUUUCCUGUCACUGAUGGAAACUGCGGAUCUGACUGAUCUGCUGAAGCAGGAAGGCUCCUCCACCAUCUUUGCACCAACUGAUGAAGCGUUCGCCGGCCUGAGUAGAGAAGACUUCGCUCUGCUCAGAAGUGAUCUGAAUGUCCUGAGAACCAUCCUGCUCUACCACUUCAGUAAUGGCAUCUUCAUUAAUGGAGGACUGGAGGGAGGAGUUACCAAUCUGCUCAAAACGCUGCAGGGCAACAACCUGCAAGUUAAGUCUGUUAACAACUCUAUUCAUGUCAACUCUGUGGAAGUUCCGUCCAGCGACCUCAUGGCCACAAAUGGUGUCGUCCAUAUCGUGAAGAACGUUCUCUAUCCCGGAGAUCUUCCUGUGGGCCGUCAGGACCUCAUGGUCAUCCUGCAGAAACUGAUUCGAUACAUCACGAUAAAGUAUGUCUCUGGAUUUUCUUACACUGAGAUCCCACUCACUUCCUACAAGAGGACCAUCACCACCACUCAUUAUAUUAAAACAGUCCCUGAUGUGACAAAGGUGAUCAGAGUGAUGGAAGCAGAACCAAAAGUCACCAAGGUGACCAGGGUCAUCGAGGGGGAACCGGUGUUCACCACGCUAACGAGAGUCAUCGAAAAGGAACCCACUGUCACCGAGGUGGUUGACAGGGGGGAGCCGGUGGUCACCAAGGUAACCAGUGUCAUCGAAACCGAACCGAAAACCACCAAGGUGGUUGUUGAGGGGGACCAAUCCAUCACCAAACUAACCAGGGUCAUCGAAAUCGGCGAUCCAAGAGUCACCAAGGUUACAAGAGUUAUCGAGGGUGAGCCUCAGGUAACGCUGAUUACCAAACUCAUUAGAGGUGGAGAGUUUGAUGCUGAUGGGAAAAGAAUUCAAGGUGGAGCCAGGCACACCACGGUGAUCGAGCCUCAUGUCAUUGAGGGUCCAGACUUCUCAAAAAUCACCACCAUCCAUGGCGACCCGGGUAUGAUCCGUGAGGAAUCAGAGAGGAUUACCAAACUCAUUAAAGAGGGAGGUAGAGGAGCGCCCAGCAGAAGACCACCAGCUGGAAUGAGGAGGGCAAGGAAGGUCCGGCGUCACCACAAGCCGAGGCAGUGAAUCCCUGACCAGCGCCAGGCUCACCGCAGGGACUGAAUGCACCUCGAGCGCUCCUGGUCGAGUGCUGGAGGGUUAAACUAUGGACCAACAGGGAGACAUCGAAUCAUUCUAGCUUUGUGAUUGUUCACCGUUCCACCUGGACCAUACUGUAUGUGAUAGGCAUGAUGUGUAAUAGCAUUGCAGUGACAUUAGAAAUACCCGUCAUGUAAGUGUGCAUGGGAAAUAUGAAUUUGUGCCGUUGGGUGGAUGGUGUGUAAGGUGAGAUAUAUUCUACCGUAGAGAGGUUUUGCUUUUUUUAAUUAAAGUCAUGUCACUUUGUAAACUUGGCUUGGGAAGAUUUGUCUAUGCUUUUUUAUAUGGUGCUUGUUUUCUGUACAAUAGAUGCAUUUUAAAGAAACCGUGUUUUGCUACCAU
Molecule: messenger RNA, 3054 nt
Organism: Limanda limanda (common dab)
Lineage: Eukaryota; Metazoa; Chordata; Actinopteri; Pleuronectiformes; Pleuronectidae
Product: periostin-like
Exons: 25
Coding region: 1-2640 (879 amino acids)
Biological process (GO): cell adhesion; extracellular matrix organization
Cellular component (GO): extracellular matrix
Molecular function (GO): cell adhesion molecule binding
Source: RefSeq, a predicted model, not a curated record